Messenger RNA from Pyricularia oryzae 70-15, 1944 nucleotides. RefSeq lists its product as uncharacterized. The transcript has 4 exons. The record is from RefSeq and is a predicted model, not a curated record. Bases 163 to 1845 code for a protein of 560 amino acids. Lineage: Eukaryota; Fungi; Ascomycota; Sordariomycetes; Magnaporthales; Pyriculariaceae.
UCCCUUGUAUCCCAGGAGGGAAGUGCCGAGCUAUCCAUAAGACCUCACUCGACUAGGUAUCUAACUUAUACAAAGCGACAAAGCUCGGUUCAUAUAGACACCCCUCGACGCGUACGUAGCCUUUGGGACAAGUGACCAGACACCAAUAGCCAUUGGCUUGCAAUGGCUUUCGCUGGCAUCAACCUCGAGUUGGGAAACUAUGUUCAGUUUCCACGCCUCGUACUACUGAGAGAGCCUGAGAAAUCCCAGUCAACAGAAUGUGCUAUAUGCCAUGACCGUUGCCACUACCGUCCGGAAAAGAACGAAAAGGAUGAUUCCAUGGCCAUCUUACCCUGCGGCCAUGUAUUUUGCAAGGGCUGUGUUGAACAGGCCCUCGAAAGCAAACCAGCCUGUCCAAUAUGUCGUAUGCGCCUUGAGUAUAGCUCUUGCAAGCACCCCAUCAAACCCCGGAUCUUGCACGAAGAGACUGUCCUGAUGCUGCCGGAUACAGUAAGAUGUUCAGACGAGCUUCCCUCACGCUGCCACUCGUGCCUGAGAGCGGCAGCGGUGAAGCAUGCAUUCACGUUGUUCAGCGUAUAUCAAACCGAGAUUAACGCGGCUAACCGAGCAUUCCAGGAGUCGAAAUCCGAAGACGACCGGGCGAAGCUCAGUGAAGCUGACAAGAAGGCGCACAAGAUCAUUUUGUCCUCGUUUAAUCUGCGAGCUCAGUUCGACUGCCUUUUCUACACACAGCCCUUGACCAGCUUUCAGCUCGCCACCGUGUGCCUCAACGAAGGGAACCAGUCAGAGUUUGACGACCAGCACAAGGUCCAUUUCCAAGAUGGAAACCAGAGUUUCUCCCAGCAGCUGAGCGACAUGAGCAAGCGGCUGGCCCUCGGCGAGACCCGCGCCAACCUGAUACGCGAGCCCGACCUUGCGCGGUGGUACGGCGACGCGAUCAUGGUCGCCAGGGCCCUGGGGCUGUGGCACGCUGCCAUUCGCGACCGUGCCAGCCUGCCCAGGAGCGACGAGCACGGCACCAUGGUCCAGAUCAUGGAGAAACUCGACCAAGUGUACGGGAUUGCGGAACUGGACAAGAUCAAGGGGCGCAUCGAGAUCCUCACGCAACGGGCACUGACUCAGAAUGCGGCGGGCGGCAAGCCGUCUCGCGGGACCAAGAGAGUUGCUGACCAGCUACCGGAUGAUUGGGAGGGCAAAGAUGACGGUAGCGCUCCACCGGCGAGGUUUAGAAGAACAGCCGGUGGACGUAUAGCCAUUACAUCUAGCCCUCAGGGCGCUUCGUCCGAUACGGCUGGCGCGACUCCGCUGCCAGAUCAGCAGGGUAAGGACAUGGCUGGCAUCACAGCACAUGGCGUUGACGCAGCGGCACAGGAGGGGGAGGGGGAGGAGGCAGAAGACGAGCCAACACCAAAGAUCCUGAGCCGAGCUUGCAUUGAGCGUCCUUUCCCCUUCGUCAUCAACAGCCCAGCUGGGUUCCAGGAUGCCUGGAAGACCGUCCAGGUCUUGGAGAACCGCGUAAAGAGACCCGAAGGUGCUGAUGACAGAGACCUCAAUUUCAUGAAUGUUCUGGUCAGAGAGCUGUGCGAAUAUGCCAUGGAAGCCACAGAUAAGUUCAAUAUCGCGGUUUCCAUCAGGAGCAGGAACUUGCGAUAUCUUCAGUUUUGCGAGGCACCCCAGUCUGAAAUACAGAAGGCCAAGGAUGAACUGAAGGAGGUCGAAGAGCAGCAUGAGCAUGAUGGCCUAGGUUUUGGUGACGUCUCCGAGCGAGAAGGUUGCAUCAAAUCUCUAUUCAGUCUCUAUGGCAUAGCGAGGGAAGAUGUCACGGAGUCGGCUAAUUCCAAAUAAUAAGCACGAACUGAACGAUGGAUCGAAAAGUAAAACACCUUGUACUGGAUACACAGUAACAUCGGCGACGCAAUUUUUUCUUUUCUCUCUUACUGAACC